AGCCGGAAGUUGAGGCCGCAGCCGGAAGUCGGGCUCCGCAGCUGGCGGUUUGAGUUCCGCGCCGUUGUGGCGGUUGCUGCGGCUCGGCACCCAGGAUCCGGAUGGAGGCGGCACGGGAUCCAGGCCCGGGGCUGUGCUGCAAGCCCGGCGGGCGUCUGGACAUGAGCCACGGCUUCGUACAUCACAUCCGCCGGAACCAGAUCGCUCGGGACGACUACGACAAGAAGGUGAAGCAGGCGGCCAAGGAGAAGGCGAGGAGGCGCCACACACCCGCGCCCACUCGGCCCCGCAAGCCAGACCUACAGGUGUACCAGCCGCGCCACCGAGAUGCCUCUGCCCACCUAGUCAACCCAGACUGUGAGGAGUCCGGUGAAAGCAGCAGUAGUGGAAGCUCUGAGCUGGAGCCUCCUGGCCGCCAGCUCUUCUGUUUAGAAUAUGAGGCGGACAGUGGAGAGGUCACAUCAGUUAUUGUGUAUCAGGAUGAUGAUCCCAGAAGGGUGAGUGAGGAAGUAUCAGCACACACACCUCUGGAUCCAGCCAUGCAAGAGGCCCUCAGAUUGCGCAUCCAGGAAGAGCUUGCAAAGCGCCAGAGGCAACACUGACCGGGCUGAAGGCGGUCAGGCAGGCUUCACUGCACUUGGCAGAAUUUCACCCAGGGAGCUCGCCUCUAGUUUGGGGGUACCAGGACCAGUCUAUAUGAUCUUCAGGGAUCCUUGUCCUCCCUUUCCAAGCUGCUGUAUCCACAAGGGUGUUGCAGGACCACAUCUGGCCUACCUCCAGCAGCCAUUCCUUCUUGUAGCCGAUUUGAGCUAACGUUCUGGAAUUUUAUGACAGUUUUGGCUAACUUGCUGUCGCGGGAGCAGAGACUUCAGGGAGAACCAGGGCUUAUGAAGCCUUUACCCACGUGCUGCUGUCUUGAUGAGGUCAUUUGCCAGGCCCUUUCAGGAGCCAUACUUGGUAUUCUCUGGUUCUUCGAUGUUGUACUUCCUUCCACACAUCGUCCCUGGACUGGCUGUCACUUGUCCUUUCUCCUACCUUUUUGCCAUGGGUAAACUCAUUCCCCCCACCUUCCCAACGUGACUGUUUCUCUACCACUCAGGAAUUUGGAAGUGGGGGUUCUGGGAGCCUGCCCUCCUCACAAGUUCUCCAAGUAAUUCUGAUGCCAAUAAAACAGGAGAACUUUGUUUUUGAGGCCUAUUUGGAAGCAUAUCUCCUUCCCCUCCCAUGGCUUUCCCAAGCCGCUCAUGUGCCCCCCUGCUUUGCACUAUGUAGAAGAUGUAUAGGAGACCUAGGAAGACGAUGAUGGGUUAGGCUUCAGUCAUCUCUUGAAAAACCUGCCUGCUGGGAAUGGUGGGGCACACCUUUAAUCCCAGCACUCAGCAAGCAGAAGCAGGCAGCUCUCUGUGAGUUCAAGGCCAUCCUGGAACAGAGGGAGUUCCAGGACAGACAGUCAGGGCUUGUAGAGAGACCCUGUCUCCAAAAAAAGAAAGAAAGUUAAAAAAGAAAAGAAAAACCUGCCUUGCCUAGGCCUACCAAAUUGACCCUCCCCCAACUGUAAAAGACCACCUUCUACUCAGACUAGAGGGGAAUUAUCAAAACAAAUUUGAAACUAACUCUCCAAUUAUGGUUUAACAGUCUUGAAUUAUUGAAGAUGGGAAAGUUGACAAUAGCUAUGAUUGCCCCCCCCAUGGUUGCAAAAAAAAAAGAGUCCUGGAGAACACCAUAGACAAAAUGAACGCUUCUCCACCCCAUGCUUUCUUCUUUCCCACCUCUCAAGAAUGUGUCUGAGCAUGGUUAUGCACACUGUGACCGCCGUGUACAGGAGGCCAAAGUUGGAGGGUUGCUGCAAGUUAAAGGCCAACCUAAGUGGUUCCAAGAAAAAACUAAAUAAAUGUAACUUAGGUCCUUUGGGUAAAGAUCCCCAGACAUAGCAUUUUUCCAACAGGGGAUAUGUUUUCCAACACAAGAUUAGGCUAAGGUCUGAAGUCCACAACACAUCCUGUGCACGGGAAUUUCAGAGGCACCUAAGAUUUCCAGGAACGAGCCUGACUUCAGCAACUUGAAAUGUGAGUUGUAAAGGAGCCUACGAGCACUGAGACUGCGUACAGCCAAACAGCCUGCCCAGGGGUUUGUCUCCCAUGUGAGGGUCUCAAGAUCAGUGACCAUAGCAGCUCAGUGGUUUUUUCUUCCAGGACACUCGGGGGCUCUGCUGGGUUUCAUCCCACGCUGCUGAAAACAGAUGUAAUGGGGUUUGGGCAUCUACUUUGUGCCAUUAAAACAGUGAGUCACAGCUUGCCAUGCCAGAGGAAUUCUGGGACAGUGAGUUAGGUAGUAAGUUAGAAGGUCCUGGUUGCGGAGGUGGCUGGGGACCUAAAUGCUCUAGACCCAGAGAGCUGGUCCCAGGGUUAAGUGCCUUAAGCUUAUCAGUCCUAAGCCCAGUUCUGCUGUCACAGGAAAAAGCCUUUGCCCUGUACUCGUGAACAUGUGCUGUAAGUGCCUUUGGAGCUACAUGGUUAGAUCCCAUCCAGAGCCUCUAGGGGAAGGAGGGUCUGCCAAACUCCAUGCUCAGCAUCCAGCAAGCCAUUUUAGUCUCCAGUUAAUCAGUCCGUUUUCUGACUUGAAACACAGGAUUCACUGGAACUCUGGCUGCUUUAGGAAUGUGUUCUUAUCGCUUCAUUUCCUAUUUCCUGGUACAGUUAUUAAACCUAGAAAAAGACCUGAAGAGGAAUCUGAGGACUCAGCACCUAAAAAUUUGCCUCUAUUCCCACUUCUUGAGAAAGAAAGAAAUGGAAGAAUACAGCAUUCAGUAUAGGCCUUUUUUUGUGUUUAUGUGAUCCUCACAAAGACCUUAGAUAGACUGAUGGGAACUCCUCUAAGCCUUUUUUCCAGAAGCACUUUACUUAUCAGGUGUGUAUGAAAGAUUUUCUAGCCAAGAAAGCACUCUUCAUUCUUAGCUAAUUUCUCCUAAAGCUCCAAACCUGUGCUUGAAUGAAAAGCGGUCAUUCUGAGCCAAUCUGCUGGAGCUGAUGCUGAUGUCUCUUCAGGCAUCCCUGAAAUGCCUCUCAGGGGCUGUGCCCCCAGCAUUAUGGCUUAGCUGCGUUGCUCUGCUCUUCUCUUCUGGGGUCCAUCAUAGCACUGUUCAGUGUAUCUGGCAGAUCUGCUUCUAGAUGUCUCUUACCUGUUUCAAAACUCACAGGCCAUAGUGAGCUUUCAGAACUGCCCUGUUUUGUGGCACAGAAGCAGUAUGCCGUAGACAGGACUUACAGCAAACUGCUUCAGAAUCAACACUCAUUUGAGUCCAUAUGUUCUUGGCUGUCUUUUUUUUUUUUUUUUUUUUUUAGGGGGCGGAUAUGGGGGCCAGGUAGGAUGGCAUAUGCCUGUAGUUCCAGCCUUUGAGGCUGAGGCGAAAUGACUGCCAUAUAUAUAGCCAGGCAUGAUGGCACAUACCAUUAAUUCCAGCACUUGGGAGGCAGAGGCAGGAAGGUCUCUGAGUUUGAGUCCAGCUUUGUCUACAUAGCAAUUUCCAGGACAGGCAGGACUACAUAGAGAGACCCUGUCUCAACCCCCAACCUCCCCCCACAAAAAAUAAAAAAGAUUGCCAUGAGUUUGAGGCUCUCUUGAGCUACAUAGACCUUGUAUCAAACAGUCUCAUUCCUACUCUCUAUGGAAUGUUUUUUCCCUCCAUUCUUAACUGGAAUUAAAUCUGUAUUUCACAGUUUUGUAAUUCCUGGGCCAGAGUUUAUGUCAUUCUUAAGAGAACUGGUUUUGCAAGGGGGCUUGGGCUGUGCAAGUAUAAAUGAUAAGGCUGGAGUUGUGGCGCACUGCAAGCCUGAACGUCUUUGAAGAGUGUAGUGCAAGACGGGGGAAGAUAUAAAAGUGUAUGUAUAUGAUGGGAGCGGUGUAUGUGCUGGCUGCAGCAGCCAGCCAGUGGUGGGUCUAGGAUGAAUGAAAGAACAUUCCAUCUCUGGUCAUCUGGGGUGCAUUGCCAACUAGAGACCACCCCAGAUAGAUCGAACCCCCUUGGGGUGGUAAGUAUUCCAACCUGCUGUGUGUGUUGACAAGAUCUUUGAACGACCGGGUGUGCUUCCCAGAUAACUCAAAUGUAAGUGAGACCUUUGUAUGAAAGACAGGUGACUCUCCUACCUCUGAGCCUUUUGGGAAAAUCUCAUGGAAUGUUGACAGUUAUUUGAAAUCUUAACUCCUUUGGAUUCCUAUCCUAUCGUUGGGAGCCCUAGGCAUCCAGCCCAAAUUUCUGUAGGAGUUGGAGUGAUACUAGAAGUGAAAACCUUCCUAGUAAAGGGCUCCUCUCUUCCCAGAGCCAACAGAACAGGAGGCUGGGAACGGAACAGUUCAAGAGACAAGGAGGAGCACUGUACAUUCGAGAGCAGCCUAAGCUAUAUAGCAACACCUUAUCUAAAAACAAAAAAAAAACAAACAAACAAAAAAAAGCAUCAGAGUGUACUGGCUAUGUCAUGGUGCUAAAUGUAGAAAAAGCCAAACAGUCUCAUUUCCGGUGUUUCUGUAUAGAUAAAAUGGAAUUAUGCACAUUGAAAAUCAUGGAAGGUACUUUUUUAACCAAUAAACUAUUUUUAUAGCA
Molecule: messenger RNA, 4597 nt
Organism: Peromyscus leucopus (white-footed mouse)
Lineage: Eukaryota; Metazoa; Chordata; Mammalia; Rodentia; Cricetidae
Gene: C3H2orf68
Product: chromosome 3 C2orf68 homolog
Exons: 4
Coding region: 102-602 (166 amino acids)
Source: RefSeq, a predicted model, not a curated record